This is a messenger RNA of Zeugodacus cucurbitae (melon fly), 1377 nucleotides long. Its product is annotated as dnaJ homolog subfamily C member 17. Gene Ontology annotation, biological process: spliceosomal complex disassembly. Gene Ontology annotation, cellular component: spliceosomal complex. The transcript has 3 exons. The coding region runs from base 434 to 1324 and encodes 296 amino acids. Gene Ontology annotation, molecular function: RNA binding. Lineage: Eukaryota; Metazoa; Arthropoda; Insecta; Diptera; Tephritidae. The record is from RefSeq and is a predicted model, not a curated record.
AUUAGAAAAUGCACUUUACGUUAGAAAAUGUCUCAUACAUAAAAAUGCAUACACUUUCUUCGUCGAAGUAUAAAUAGAAAAAGAGCUCUGAUCUUCGCAGGACAUCAUAGGAGACUUUUUCGCGUAAAUAUAUGUUAAGAAAGUGAAAAGUUGAACACAAUUGGAAUAUUAAUAUUCCCGUGAGAAUGCGAAGGGUGGCACCAAGGGAUAAUCUGCCGAUAAUUCGCGUAUAGUAUUCGUGUAUGAACUCGGACUAACUUGUCAAUUUUGGCACUCUUCUUUUUCCAGAUACGACUAAGUUAGGGAUGUCGGAAGUGCAAAGGCUAAGCAAUUUCCAAACGUUUAAAGAAAAAAGAGUAAUCAAAACAAACUCAAGAUUGAUUAUUUAGAAGCUUUAUAUAUAUUAAAGUAAAUAAAUAUUAGUAAAUUAAAUAUGUCUGCGCUUAAAUUUGGGGACGUUAACCUUUAUGAACUGCUUGGCAUCGACAUUGAAGCUGAACAGGCGGAUAUACGAAAAGCUUACCGCAAGAAAGCACUUGAAUGCCAUCCAGAUAAAAACCCGGACAAUCCCAAGGCUGCCGAACUUUUCCACGAGUUAUCAAAAGCCUUAGAAAUACUCACCGAUGCAUCAGCCCGCGCUGCUUAUGACAAAGUGUUAAAAGCCAAAAAGGCAGCAGAGUUACGGAACAAACAGUUAGAUAGUAAACGACAAAAACUGAAAGCAGAUUUGGAACAGCGUGAACGGGAUGCGCUACACAAAUUGCAUAGUAAGCAACCCUAUGCGACGGUAUCCAAAACCGAUGAGGAAGUUUUGCAAGACCAAAUUGAACGGUUACGUCGUGAUGGUUCAAAACUAUUGCAAGAGGAACAACGUUUAAUGCGAGAACAACUGAUGCGUACAAUAGCCGAAAACCAACAAACACAGGCCAAAAAAUCGUUUGACUCAUCGGCGCAUAGGAUUAAAAUUAAAUGGAAGUCCGAUAAGAAAGAUAAUGACGACGGUGGAUAUACACACGAAAUUUUACAAACGUUUUUAAAAAAAUAUGGAGAAGUUGUCGCGUUAGUGAUGUCAAAAAAGAAAGGAAGUGCACUUGUAGAGUUUAAGAAUCUUGAAGCUGCCGAGUUAGCAUUGGCUUACGAAAAGGGGCGUCUAGAAAAUCCCCUGCAUCUGGAAUGGGUAACACCACCUACGGCAAAAGCAGUUGAUAAACAUGUUGGGUCUUCGCUAGAUUAUGAAGAUUUGGUUAUGCGCAAACUUCGACAAGCAGAGGAACGUAAAAGGCUGAUAGCACAAAUGCAAGCUGAAGAUGAAGCAGAGCAAUAAUGAACUGUGUCUAAAAAAAUUAAUUAAGAGUAAUAAAUUAUUUCCAGUUUCAA